CACAGCACCAGACGGACCGGAGCGGGUUAGUGUGGAUACACAGAAGGGCAUCACACUCACGGACUCUGUACACCGCAACUCCAACACAAAUGGAUAUUUACGUGGCUCUGUUGUCCCUUUUCUUUUUUACCACACCGGAUUUGGCUUUCGCUUCAGAUCAAGACUACCAGAUUGAUAUCAUCAAUGAACUUGACCUGGCAAAUGCCACCUAUGGAAUUACCCAAGUGGCGGGUCUUCACAACAGCAGCAAAGCCUUCCUCUUCCGAGAUGUUGGGAGAGCAGUUCACGCCCCGGCACACAUCACAGAAAAAGUGGUACAGCUGUUCAGGAGUAAAAGUGAGUUUACCUUCUUGGCCUCCAUCCAGCAGAAGUCCUCCACGUCAGGAGUCAUAUUCUCUAUCCACGAGUCAGAACACAGUUACUUUGAGCUGGAAAGCAGCGGGGUGAGAGAGGAGAUCCGCUAUCACUACCGCUUCAAAGGCAAGCCACGUUCUGAAUCCUUCCCCUACCGCCUCGCUGAUGGCCAGUGGCACAAGAUCGCCCUUACCAUCAGCGCCUCCCACCUACUUCUGCAUGUUGACUGUAACAGGAUUUAUGAGCGAGUGAUAGACCCUCCCCAGAUGGAGCUCACCCCGGGCAGUGGAGUGUGGCUUGGCCAGCACAGCCACAAGCACGGUCUGUUUAAGGGCAUUAUUCAGGAUGUGAAGCUGAUUUUUGCUCCCAAUGGCUACAUCACACAGUGUCCUAAUCUUAAUCGCACCUGUCCCACCUGCAGUGAUUUCCUGAGCCUGGUGCAAGGCAUCAUGGACCUUCAGGAGCUACUGGCUAAGAUGACCUUGAAGCUGAACUACGCCGAGUCUAGGCUGACCCAGCUGGAGGGAUGUCAUUGUGAGAGGACCUGCAGUGCAAAUGGUCUGGUCUACCGGGAUAAGGAGCUGUGGGUAGAGCCUGAGAACUGCAGGAAUUGUGCAUGCAAGAAUGGUGUGGUGGAGUGUCGCAGGAUUUUCUGUCCUCCAGCAAACUGCUCAGAAGACUUGCUGCCCGUACAUGUCGAUGGAAAUUGCUGCAAGACAUGCAGGCCAAAAUGUACCUACAUGGGACAGACGUUUUCUGAGGGACAACGCUUUUUGUCGAGGAGCUGCAGGGAAUGCAAGAAUGGCCUGAUGGUGAAAGUCACAGAGACCUGUCCAGAGCUAAACUGCACCCUCAGUGAACAGAUCUUACCAGAUGGCAGAUGCUGCAAUGUUUGCAGAGGUUAUGACUUCUGCGCAGAGGGACUCAUUUGUGGAGAAAACUCUGAGUGUAAAAACAGGAAUACUAAAGCAGAGUGUGAAUGCAAGAGCGGCUAUGCCUCCAUCCACGGGGAUUCGACUUACUGUGAAGAUAUUGAUGAGUGUGCGACGCAGAUGCACUACUGCCAGUCCAACACAGUGUGUGUCAACCUGCCCGGCAGCCAUCGCUGCGACUGUCUGCCAGGCUUCAUCCGAGUGGACGAGUACUCUUGUACUGAGCAUGAUGAGUGCGCCAGUGGCCAGAAUUUGUGCGAUGAGAACGCCAUCUGCACCAACACCAUCAGGGGACACCUGUGUACCUGCAAGCCGGGCUAUGUGGGCAAUGGCACCAUCUGCAGAGCCUUCUGUGAGGAGGGAUGCCGGAGCGGAGGGACCUGUGUGUCUCCCAACACGUGUGUCUGUCCCUCGGGAUUCACAGGGCGCCGCUGUGAGACAGAUAUUGACGAAUGUGCAGAGGGCCUGAUUGAGUGCCACAACCACUCCCGCUGUGUCAACCUGCCUGGCUGGUACCACUGUGAAUGCAGAAGUGGUUUCCAUGACAAUGGCUCCUACCUACUCGACGGGAGCUCCUGCAUUGACAUCGAUGAGUGCAGUUUGCAGACACACACCUGCUGGAAUGACAGUGUGUGUGUGAACCUCCCAGGAGGCUACGACUGUGUAUGCACAUCUGGUCCAGGCUGCAGUGGUGACUGCCCACAGGAAGAAGGAAUCAGGCGCAAUGGAGAAGACUGGAAAGCCAGCUUUGAUCGCUGUGCUAUAUGCUCCUGCAAGGAUGGGCAGACGUAUUGCAGAAGGAGACCUUGUGACUGUGGAGACCCAGAUGAAGAUCUGUUUUGCUGUCCUGGCUGUGACAACAGGCCCAGCAGCCAGUGUUUGGACCAGAGCGGACGCACACUUUACCGCAGCGGAGCAUCAUGGCUGUAUGGCUGCCAGCAGUGCCGCUGCAUGGAGGGGGAGGUAGACUGCUGGCCUCUAGUUUGCCCCACGUUGAUGUGCGAGUACACGGCAGUGGCGGAGGGCGAAUGUUGCCCGCGCUGCGUCACAGACCCCUGCCUGGCUGACAACCUGUCGUAUGACAUUCGGCAGACAUGCAAGGACCCCGCAGGCAUCGCCCGCCUCAGCGGAGACACAUGGCAUAUGCCCAAAUCACCCUGCACCACCUGCAAGUGUAAGAAUGGAAAUGUUUGCUGCUCGGUGGAUCUCGACUGCCUUCAGAACAACUAAAACCCUCCUCCCCUCCUCCUCCCCCUCCUCCU
This is a messenger RNA of Archocentrus centrarchus (flier cichlid), 2548 nucleotides long. RefSeq names its product protein kinase C-binding protein NELL1. Gene Ontology annotation, molecular function: calcium ion binding; heparin binding; protein kinase C binding. The coding region runs from base 90 to 2516 and encodes 808 amino acids. Lineage: Eukaryota; Metazoa; Chordata; Actinopteri; Cichliformes; Cichlidae. The transcript has 20 exons. Gene Ontology annotation, biological process: positive regulation of ossification; regulation of osteoblast differentiation. Gene Ontology annotation, cellular component: cytoplasm. The record is from RefSeq and is a predicted model, not a curated record.